Ceratotherium simum simum (southern white rhinoceros) is the source of this 2110-nucleotide messenger RNA. It is a transcript of the gene CBLN2, whose product is annotated as cerebellin 2 precursor. Lineage: Eukaryota; Metazoa; Chordata; Mammalia; Perissodactyla; Rhinocerotidae. Gene Ontology annotation, molecular function: protein binding. The record is from RefSeq and is a predicted model, not a curated record. Gene Ontology annotation, cellular component: synapse. Gene Ontology annotation, biological process: maintenance of synapse structure.
GGGGCGCUGCGCGAGCCGGCCGGCUGCGGCUCCUGUCUGGGGGCGGCGCUGGCCCUGCUGCUGCUGCUGCUGCCCGCCGGCUGCCCGGUGCGGGCGCAGAACGACACGGAGCCCAUUGUGCUGGAGGGCAAGUGCCUGGUGGUGUGCGACUCGAGCCCGUCGGCGGACGGCGCCGUCACCUCCUCCCUGGGCAUCUCUGUGCGCUCCGGCAGCGCCAAGGUGGCCUUCUCCGCCACGCGGAGCACCAACCACGAGCCGUCCGAGAUGAGCAACCGCACCAUGACCAUCUACUUCGACCAGGUAUUAGUAAAUAUUGGCAACCAUUUCGACCUUGCCUCCAGUAUAUUCGUAGCACCGAGAAAAGGGAUUUAUAGCUUCAGUUUCCACGUGGUCAAAGUGUACAACAGGCAAACCAUCCAGGUCAGUUUAAUGCAGAACGGCUACCCGGUGAUCUCAGCGUUUGCAGGAGACCAGGACGUUACCAGGGAAGCUGCCAGCAAUGGCGUCCUGCUGCUGAUGGAACGAGAGGACAAAGUGCACCUCAAGCUGGAAAGGGGCAACCUCAUGGGGGGCUGGAAGUACUCCACGUUCUCGGGCUUCUUGGUUUUUCCUCUAUAAACGCAGAGACCCCCGGAUGGUGGGAAGUUGCCAUCUGGACCCAUGAACCCACCCUUCCUAACAUCCUGAACUUGCCACAAUAGGACAACUUGUUUCCAGCCUCCGUCAGACUGUUGAGGUAGAAGAAUGGUUUCCUUCCAAAUCUCCGGUAUUUUCUUUGAAUAUUGACUAUUCCUCGGGAACCUGGCCUCUAAUUAGUUUUAGACGACAAGGUCUUAAGGAGAAAUGAUAUUAUGAUUUGAGCAAUUUGUUCCUGUGAUUGUAAAGUCAAUAUCGGAUUUUCUUGUUGGGACCACUGACUUUUCUUCUUUUGUUUGUACGUUGUUUUGCUGCCCCAUGCGAGGAGUGUCACUGACCCCAGGAUGGAUUGCAGGUUGCGAUCAGGGCUCAGAGCAAGAACCCUGCAAAUCACCCACCGGACAGUCCUUGAAAUGUGUUCUCUGUGUGUCUGUUCAGCCUUAAGAGAAAGAAUGGCUUCACUUUCAUUCUGUAUUUUUCCCCCCGGUGGAUGGGAGGACUUGGGAGGGGGAAGGGGACAUUGUGAACCUGUCAAGAAGUGCUUUAUCCAGAGAAGCAAAUUUUGCACGAUUAGACUGCCGCUUUUGUUUUGUAUUGUUUGUGUGUGUGGUUUUUUCUCAAAAAGCUUGACUUUUCUUUCCACACUCAGCUCUCCCAACUCCUACUUUUAUUUUUCACGCUGGGAUGGGGGAGAGAAAAUGUAUGUUGAAUUCCUGGGUGAGACCAAACAAAACAAAACAAAAAAUACCUGUGUAUUUUGUUCUGGAUGAGACCAAACCAAACAAAAGUUACCUGUAUAUCAAAGUAAAAGUGACAAAUGGACAAUUCUGCUUAUUCUUUCAAAGAGAUUCUCUCAGAUACACCUUUAGAACUAACAACUUGGAUUUGUUUUUUCUUUUUUAAUUUACGCUCUGGAAUACUUUAAGAACCUGGUGUUCCUGGGGGGCAUGAAUCAUGUAAGACAAGAACAGAAGCUGUAAGACCAAGUCUCCUAAAGACGUGGUUUCUGUGCGAGUCCACCUGGGUCUUCCGAGCAGCAUGUUUUCAUUUAUUUGGAUCCACCUCUGUGUGAGCACACCAGGAUCAGGUGCUUCAAAGGCAGCAGGACCAGCUACUCUCCCUUAGCAUCCUCUUCUGAUCUGCCAAGUGAAAGAGGUGUGUUGACUGACACAGCCCUGCAAGCACCUGGGGGAAGACACCUGGACGUCACGUGGUGGAAGGUAUUGGCAGAGGCAACCCAGGAUCAGUUUCACUAAUCCUUGUUUUGGCACCUUGUACAACAACAUUAUUAAAACGCAGCUGAGAGCUGAUGGGUGCAGGAUUUGAACGCCAAGGAAAUGUCACUAAUCCCAAAGCAAUCAAAGAAGAGACCUCAAACUGGAUGUUAAUUUGUCCUUUGUGUAACAAUGUAACCAAAAUAUUGAUGAUAAAAAGUCAUAAUUUAAGAUUCAGAAUAAAUGGGUUUGAUGUCUGG